AUGAUAAUCUGGUGUGGAAAAUACACCCUUUUCUUGAAGAACAAUUCUAUUUGCUUGCGAAGCUACGAAUUAUUGGAUUUAGGACCAAUAUCAUUAGCAGACCUGAAGAUAUUGAUUUGUUCUGAAUUUGAGACAGUGUUAGUUCAAAUACAUAUUGACAAUAAUGAAAAUGACAAAGACCUUGAUAAGAGUAGCUUUGCUCAAAGCAGUUUAAUCUUUGAGCUAGAAAAGAUUAUGCAAGUUUUUUUUUUAAAAAAAAUGACAUCCAUGACAUUUACAUGCUUAGUAUGUUCUUCAAAGCUAGAGAUAAAAGAAGAAACAAAAUACAUGCCAAUUUCAACAGCGACUCUUCAUGUGGAUGGCAUGUCUUUAAAGAUUAAAGAACAUCACACGUUUGAAUUUGGAAAGGGCUCUAGUUCGAAUGGACAACCUCGAAACAUGCAUUGA
This is a messenger RNA of Phycomyces blakesleeanus NRRL 1555(-), 447 nucleotides long. RefSeq lists its product as hypothetical. NCBI's taxonomy places the organism in Eukaryota, Fungi, Mucoromycota, Mucoromycetes, Mucorales, Phycomycetaceae. The coding region runs from base 1 to 447 and encodes 148 amino acids. The record is from RefSeq and is a predicted model, not a curated record. The transcript has 7 exons.